Clarias gariepinus (North African catfish) is the source of this 2867-nucleotide messenger RNA. RefSeq names its product Bruton agammaglobulinemia tyrosine kinase (gene btk). Lineage: Eukaryota; Metazoa; Chordata; Actinopteri; Siluriformes; Clariidae. The coding region runs from base 148 to 2058 and encodes 636 amino acids. The transcript is spliced from 18 exons. Gene Ontology annotation, molecular function: non-membrane spanning protein tyrosine kinase activity; ATP binding; protein binding. The record is from RefSeq and is a predicted model, not a curated record. Gene Ontology annotation, biological process: adaptive immune response; intracellular signal transduction; peptidyl-tyrosine autophosphorylation.
GUUUAGUCAACUGUUGUGCACAUAGACACACUCUGAAUAGAAGGAAUAGAGAAGUUAGACAUUUGUGCCACCAACAAGAUUGUCUCUACAACGUUUUCACAGGAUAUUUUAGAGAAAAACAUAAGAUAACAUCGAAGCUGAUAAACAAUGUCAGAUCACAUGCUGGAGGAGGUAUUCAUAAAACGCUCUCAGCAAAAGAAGAAAACUUCACCCUUAAACUUCAAAGAAAGAUUGUUUGUACUUACACAGGAAAAGAUUGCAUACUAUGACUACGAAAAGGGGAAAAAAAAAGCAUUAAAAGGAUUUGUUGACAUUGACAAGAUUAAAUGUGUUGAGAUUGUGGCACCAGAAGAAAAUGCUCCACCUGAACGAUUGUUCCCAUUUCAGAUAGUCUAUGAUGAGGGACCACUCUACAUAUUUGCCAGAACAGAUGACAUACGAAAGCAAUGGAUACAUAAACUUAAGCAUGUGGUGCGAUUCAACAAAGACCUAAUGCAAAAAUACCACCCCUGUUUUUGGGAGGACGGAGUGUGGAAAUGUUGCCAGCAAGAAGUCAAGCAGGCUGUGGGCUGUAAGGUGCUGGAAAUGAGAAAUGGAGGAUUUUCUCUAGGGUCACGACGUAAAUCUAGAAAGCCUCUCCCACCUACACCUGAAGAGGAAAAGCCCUCUCCUUCUUUGCCUCAAGAGCCUUUAAAGCAGCAUGGCUUCCAAGUGGGUAUGACGGUCAUUGCUGAAUAUGAGUAUACUCCCAUGGCACCACAAGACCUGGAGUUGAAGAAGGAUGAUGAAUACACAAUUUUGCAGAUAUGUGAUGCCAACUGGUUUAGAGCCCGAGAUAAACAUGGGAAAGAGGGACAUAUACCAAGUAACUAUGUCAUUAGGGCCUUAAAUGGAUUGGAGAAGUUUGAAUGGUAUUGCAAAAACAUGAACCGCAGUCAAGCUGAAAAUUUACUUAAGAUUGAGAAUAAAGAUGGUGGGUUUCUGGUACGAGACUCGGGAAGAUACACUGGAAAAUAUACUGUCUCUGUUUUCACCAAGGGUAUUGGAGAAGAGAGGCAGGUUGGCAGCUGCAGACACUACAACAUCUUAACCACACAACAAGGAGAGUUUUACCUGGCAGAGAAGCAUUAUUUCAGUAAUAUUCCUGACCUCAUCAAUUACCACCAGCACAAUGCUGCAGGACUUGUCAGCAGACUUAAGUACAUUGUAUCAAAUCGAGCUCAGAAUGCUCCAUCUACUGCAGGUCUGGGUUAUGGCGUCUGGGAGAUUGAUCCUCGACAACUCACAUUUAUUAAAGAGUUAGGUAAUGGACAAUUUGGGGUUGUUAAGUAUGGAAAGUGGCAGGGUCGACAUGAUGUAGCUAUCAAAAUGAUCAAAGAAGGUUCAAUGUCAGAAGAUGACUUCAUUGAAGAGGCUAAAGUCAUGAUGAAACUUCACCAUGAAAAUCUAGUACAGCUGUAUGGUGUUUGCACAAAACAAAGACCUAUUUACAUUGUAACGGAGUUUCUUCCCAAUGGAUGUCUACUGACCUACCUACGGGAAUCCCUGAGACACCCAUCUGCCGUUCAGCUCCUUGAGAUGUGUAAAGAUGUGAGCGAGGGAAUGGCCUACCUUGAAUCUGAACAGUAUAUUCACAGAGACCUUGCUGCCAGAAAUUGUUUGGUGGAUUCGAAUGGGACUGUUAAAGUGACUGAUUUUGGAUUGUCACGUUAUGUCCUUAAUGAUGAAUAUACUAGCUCUGCUGGCUCACAGUUCCCUGUACGGUGGUCACCUCCUGAAGUACUUCUUUACCACAAAUUCAGCAGCAAGUCAGAUAUCUGGGCAUUUGGUAUUUUGAUGUGGGAGGUCUACACACUAGGUAGAAUGCCAUAUGAACGUCUAAAUAAUACUGAAAUAGUCCAUGAAGUUUCUGGUGGCUAUAGACUAUAUCGACCUCAGAUGGCCAAUGACAAAAUCUACUCCAUAAUGACCAAAUGUUGGCAUGAGAAGCCAGAAGAACGGCCCACAUUUCAGGAUCUUGUAAUGGUCAUUCAGGAUUUGCUUGACAAUCUGCACUAGAUCAGAUCUGCUGACAGCAAAGAUCUGCGAAAAAGGAUGAAGAUGUUGUCAUAAACUGCAGCUACAUUUAAGAUUAGUUAACAUAAAAAGAUUAUUUAUGAUUUUAUGUAAGUUUCAAUAUAAAUGUUUUUUUCUAUCAUGCUUCUAAUUUUUACACUCUCAGUUUGAAAGGUUUACUGUGUAAAAUUUACUCAGCUUUCAAAGUCAGUUAUCAGGCCUGUAUUUUAUUACAUGAUUGUUCCUACAAAUUCAAAAUAAAAUGUAUUUUGCUCGCUUCGCACUGCAAGAGAUGAAUAGGGAAUAGUUUACCCUUGCUUACACAGCUACCUGUGUAAGGUUUCCUGGAAUUUGUUGUCGAGAAAGGUUUACUAGGUUAUGUGAAUAUGUGAUAGAAGUCAGUCAAUGCCAUAAAUGCCAGAUCAAUGAAAAAGAUCAUUUAAAUGUUCAUGUGUAUAAGAAAUGACAACAUAGCCUUUAAUUGACAAUAACUGUGUAAACCGAUUAUCCAGUAACAUAGAAACACAGAGAAAAUUAAGAAUAACUGAUCUUUCGUGAUUUGUACUUUUAUUGGGCUUAGUCUGUUCACAUAGUUUCUCCUCCAUUUUGUGAAAUAUUAAUAUGAGUAAGUAAUCCACCUCAUUUAUGCUGAUUACACAUGCUACUGCAUUUUACAUGCACUUUCUCAGUAUAGACAUAGUUUGCCAGGAGAAGGGAGGGAGGUUGAUACAGUAAAACAUUUAAAUGGACAUUGAAUCCAAAAUAGGUUUAAUGAAAAUAUUUUUGUACAUAGAUUAAAGCUGGAAAAAAUA